UUGUGAGGCUCUGGUCUGGGCAGGUGUGGAGAGGGGGGAGGGGAGGCCCUGCCCAGCCAUGGGGUUUGGUGUGGGGGACCUGCCUACAGAUUUCAGUCCAUCUUAGGCCUGGAUGUCUCACCACCCUAUCCUUCUGGUAAGGACUAGAACCAGGCUGUACACGGAGCCUCCGGUGGGUGGGGUGGGGACUAGCAUGGAAGUGCACGCCCACCUCAGAGGCCUGGCCAGGGGACUCCAGAGAAGGGAUGGUCAAUAAUACAGCCCCUUCUAGAAUCUGCCACCCAGGGCUUCUAGAACUCAGACGCAGCCCAGCCUGGACGCCACCUGGUGGUGAUCUCCUGCCUGUUGCCUGAGAGCUCCAGCUCCUUUCUGGACCACAGCCCUGGAAACUUUCUUCUCCCAGGUAGGAGUGCGCCUGUGGGCAGCGGGUCACGGUACAUGAGGCGCCCAGCUGACCACCUGUGCCUGACCCAGGCCCAGGCCCCCAAGGGCCAGGCCAGUGGCCUGCCCACGACGUCUCGCGGCAAGCGCUUCCAGCUCUGGGCCUUAGGACUCUUCUGCACCGAGCGCCACCUGGCCAAGCGCCUCAAGAACAACAGCUUCUACCCAUUCACACAGCAGCAGCCCCAUGUCUUUGUGCUCGAGUACUACCUGGACACGCUGUGGAAGGGAAUGCUGCUCUUCGUCGUCUGUCUCUUCCUUGUCAGCUUCGCCUACGGAAGGUGCUUCUUCCAGCUGGUUCUGUGCGGCCACAAACUGGAGCCUCUGGUGCUGGUGCAUCUGUCAGAGCGCUACGAGCAAAUGGAAUUCCUGGGCCGUCACAUCGCCCGGAAACUCAACAUUAACUACUUCGACUGCCUGGACACGUCCUACCGGCACGUGGUCCGCCACUGGCCGCUGGGGGUCGCCUUCAGCCCAGGCAUCGUGCAGCGCAAGACUAGAGACUACGACAAGCCAGGUUCUCAGCCUGACCUGGACGUGUGA
Molecule: messenger RNA, 984 nt
Organism: Hipposideros armiger (great roundleaf bat)
Lineage: Eukaryota; Metazoa; Chordata; Mammalia; Chiroptera; Hipposideridae
Gene: CATSPERQ
Product: catsper channel auxiliary subunit theta
Exons: 4
Coding region: 439-984 (181 amino acids)
Source: RefSeq, a predicted model, not a curated record